CUUGCGCUCCAGGAAGCUGAGCUCCUGCAGCAGCAUCUCUGCCCAAUGGGGGGGCGGCAGCAGCUCAGUAACUCCCUCCCCAAGGACGUGUAAAUGGGAGGAGAGAUUCGCGUUCAAAUUCUUUUUGACUCUACCCGCUCUCCGUAGCACCUUAGCGCGCUCGAGUUUCAAUGCGCGCUGUUGCUUAACGAAGCUGUGUCCUACACUCCGCCCGCUGUUCUCCCGGUCAUGGCUUCUCCGAGUUCCUUCACCUAUUAUUGUCCUCCAUCUUCCUCCCCUGUCUGGUCAGAGCCGCUGUACAGUCUGAGGCCCGAGCACGCGCGGGAGCGGUUGCAAGACGACUCGGUGGAAACAGUCACGUCCAUAGAACAGGCAAAAGUAGAAGAAAAGAUCCAAGAGGUCUUCAGUUCUUACAAGUUCAACCACCUUGUACCAAGGCUCAUUUUACAGAGGGAGAAGCACUUCCAUUAUUUGAAGAGGGGCCUCCGACAACUGACAGAUGCCUAUGAGUGUCUGGAUGCCAGCCGCCCAUGGCUCUGCUACUGGAUCUUGCACAGCUUGGAGCUACUGGACGAACCCAUCCCCCAGACAGUGGCCACAGAUGUGUGUCAGUUCCUGGAGCUGUGUCAGAGCCCAGACGGCGGCUUUGGAGGGGGCCCUGGGCAGUACCCACACCUCGCCCCCACAUAUGCAGCGGUCAACGCCCUGUGCAUCAUUGGCACCGAGGAGGCCUAUGAUGUCAUUAACAGAGAGAAGCUUCUGCAGUAUUUGUACUCGCUGAAGCAGCCCGAUGGCUCUUUUCUCAUGCAUGUUGGAGGUGAGGUGGAUGUGAGAAGUGCGUACUGUGCCACCUCAGUCGCCUCUUUGACCAACACCAUCACUCCAGACCUCUUUGAGGGCACAGCCGAGUGGAUAGCAAGGUGCCAGAACUGGGAAGGCGGCAUUGGCGGGGUGCCAGGGAUGGAAGCCCACGGCGGCUAUACUUUCUGUGGCCUGGCUGCGCUGGUAAUUCUCAACAAGGAACGUUACUUGAACUUGAAGAGCUUAUUACAAUGGGUGACAAGCCGGCAGAUGCGAUUUGAAGGAGGAUUUCAGGGCCGAUGCAACAAGCUGGUGGAUGGCUGCUACUCCUUCUGGCAGGCAGGACUCCUGCCCCUGCUCCACCGUGCGCUGCAUGCCCAAGGUGACCCUGCCCUCAGCAUGAGUCACUGGAUGUUCCAUCAGCAGGCCCUGCAGGAGUAUAUCCUGAUGUGCUGCCAAUGCCCGGCAGGGGGUCUUCUGGAUAAACCUGGCAAAUCGCGCGACUUCUACCAUACCUGCUACUGCCUGAGCGGCCUGUCCAUAGCCCAGCACUUCGGCAGUGGUGCCAUGCUGCAUGAUGUGGUCCUGGGCGUGCCUGAGAAUGCUCUGCAGCCCACUCACCCCGUGUACAACAUUGGACCAGACAAGGUGAUCCAGGCCACCACGUACUUUCUGCAGAAGCCAGUCCCAGGCUUCGAGGAGCAAGAGGAUGAGGCAAGAGCAGAGCCUGCAAUGGACUAGAUGCAUAGUACAUUGUGUGCUACACAAGCCUUAGCCACUACGGAGCUGUGGUUCUCUCUGUCCUUUCUUGUCAAACAAAACAAAACCAAUGGCUCUAGGUUUGGAGAACACAGCAGUGUGGUUAUUAAAAUUCUUUCCACCUGUCAAAAUGAAAAUCUGUGACCUGCAAGGAGCAGCUGGGGAGCAGUGCAUGCUGGGAGGAAGCAGCCUCUCCCCGCCCGCUUGCAGCCUGGGCAGUCAUGUUGCGAUGAAUGGUGUCUGUGAGUCUUACAGCACCCAGAGCACUGCUGUUACUCCCACUCGCAUGCCACCAUUAAAUCGCCAAACAGGGUCUUUCCUGUGGGUGGAAAUAAGUCUGUUUCAUGCCAAGAUUGGGGGCUUUGGGUCCCACCAAAAUGAAUUCUCUGGAAAAGACUAUGGUGGAGCUGCAGCAGAAGAUGCCUCUGCCUCUCACCUCCCUCCCUGGUCAUCUGCAAGG
Messenger RNA from Otolemur garnettii (small-eared galago), 2020 nucleotides. It is a transcript of the gene FNTB, whose product is annotated as farnesyltransferase, CAAX box, beta. The transcript has 12 exons. Gene Ontology annotation, molecular function: protein farnesyltransferase activity. Lineage: Eukaryota; Metazoa; Chordata; Mammalia; Primates; Galagidae. Gene Ontology annotation, biological process: protein farnesylation. Bases 229 to 1542 code for a protein of 437 amino acids. The record is from RefSeq and is a predicted model, not a curated record. Gene Ontology annotation, cellular component: protein farnesyltransferase complex.